This is a messenger RNA of Gastrolobium bilobum, 1704 nucleotides long. RefSeq names its product protein phosphatase 2C 70-like. The record is from RefSeq and is a predicted model, not a curated record. Lineage: Eukaryota; Viridiplantae; Streptophyta; Magnoliopsida; Fabales; Fabaceae. The coding region runs from base 43 to 1704 and encodes 553 amino acids. The transcript is spliced from 13 exons. Gene Ontology annotation, biological process: protein dephosphorylation. Gene Ontology annotation, molecular function: protein serine/threonine phosphatase activity; cation binding; protein binding.
CCAAUCAAUCUCGGGAGAGAAGAGAGAGAGAGAACGAAGAAGAUGGCGGUGGGAGAGAGCAUUGUCACUAUCUUUCUUCUCCUUAUGCUUCUUCUCGUCAUCAUCCUUGUCUUCUUCGCCUGCAAACCAUGGCGCUUCUUUUUCGCUUCCCCUUCCCUCUCCUCCAUCAAGGCUGAUGAGCUGGAGAGGCCCCUUGUUGUAGAUGACAUAAAUGUGUCACAUAGCCAGAGCUCUGAAUUGCCUCGAAAUUAUGAUCUUGAGGGUGCCUGCUAUCCAAAUGAAAGUAAUUUUCUCUCGCCUCGCACCCAUGAACUUGUUUAUAAGCAAAGGCUUCCUGCCGUUUCUCUUUCUUCUAAUGCGCCUCAUGGGGAUAGUUCAGUUUUAGAUGUAAUUUCUGAUCCUUCAGAAGAUGUUGUUGUUGGUCAAAAGCAUAGCAGAGCAAAUUUUGAAAAUGAUAGACUGCAAGACUUUGUGCAAAGAGAUAUUCUUGAUCAAAGAAGUUGCCUCACACUGGAGGUUAUCGAUGGUCCUUCUCGUGGACUUCGUUGUUCUGUACAGUCAACGAAUCCCUCUCAUCUACCACUGGCCUUAGGAAGAGUUUCUCCAAGUGAUUUGUUGAUAAAUGAUUCAGAAGUGUCAGGAAAGCAUGCUCUGAUAAAGUGGAAUUUGGAUAAAAUGAAAUGGGAGUUGGUAGAUAUGGGUAGCCUAAAUGGAACGCUUUUGAAUUCUCGGCCAAUCAACCACGCAGACUCUGGAAGCAGGCAUUGGGGUGAUCCAAUGGAUCUUGCUAAUGGAGAUAUCAUAACACUUGGAACAACAUCAAAAGUAAUUGUUGAUAUUACUACACAAAAUCAGCAGCACAUUCCCUUUGGAGUGGGUAUGGCAUCAGAUCCCAUGACGUUGCAUCGAGGUGGAAAAAAGUUGACUAUGGAAGAUGUUUGCUAUUAUCAAUGGCCUCUAACUGGACUGGAUCAGUUUGGGCUGUUUGGCAUUUAUGAUGGUCAUGGUGGAGAUGGGGCUGCCAAAUCUGCUAGCAAACUUUUUCCUGAGAUAAUUGCUGGUAUAUUAUCAAAUACAUUAAGACGAGAGAGGGUUUUAUCUCUCCGUGAUGCUUCAGAUGUUCUUCGAGAUGCAUUUUCUCAAACAGAAGCAUCCAUAAAUCACCAUUAUGAGGGAUGCACAGCAACAGUGCUCCUGGUGUGGGCUGAUGGUGAUGGAAACUUUUUUGCGCAAUGUGCAAAUGUUGGAGACUCUGCCUGUAUAAUGAGUAUUGAUGGCAAGCAAUUCAAGAUGACAGAAGAUCAUAAGAUAGCAAAUUAUUCUGAAAGACUAAGAAUUGAAGAGACGGGUGAACCAUUGAAAGAUGGGGAAACACGACUAUAUGGUAUAAAUCUUGCAAGGAUGCUUGGGGACAAAUUCCUGAAACAGCAGGAUUCACGGUUCAGUUCAGAGCCUCAUAUAAGUGAAGUCGUGCAUAUUGGCCAAUCAAGCAGGGCUUUCGCCAUUCUAGCUAGUGAUGGAUUAUGGGAUGUCAUCAGCAUGAAAAAGGCAAUUCAGCUAGUGCUUCAGAUGAGGGAGAGACACUCCAGAGAGACACAGAAUUCAGCAGAAAAGAUUGCCCAUUUCUUGUUAAGUGAGGCUAAAACACUCAGAACGAAGGAUAAUACCUCUGUAAUCUUCUUAGAUUUUGAUUCCUUCACCUGA